CGAUGGGUAGGGAGGUGGGGGGCCCGCCUGCUGAUAGGUGGGAGAACAGAGACACUCCAGAGAAGAGGACACAGAAGAGAGAAGAGCGUCCGUGGCAGAGUCGGGAGGCAUGAGUGAGACGAACUCAGUUGACCUGUGAACUGGAAUAACGUUUACUCUCACUGCAAGGGUCGGAGAAACAGGUUUCAGAGGCCACAAUGAGAAUACCCUUUGACAUGAACCAAUAUCUUUUGAGAUGGGUCCUCUGUAUCCUAAUACUACUCUUCAUUAUUUACUGCACUCCUUCCACUGUCAGUAUUUUGAAAAGGCCGACCCCUAUGAAAGCACAUUCUAGAGGGAGAAACGUCUUGGAUUACAGUACAGGCAUCACCUUAGACCUUUGGUACAGAACGGAUGUUCAAACCAACACAAGCUGGGGAGCUCCCAUCAUGUGGGAUGGCAUAUUCCAGGCUGAUCUGUACGACCAGACUCACAGGACAAAGCGAUCGUCUGUGGCGCUCACUGUGUUCGCCGUGGGCAGGUACCUGGACGCCUACCUCGGGGCCUUCCUGAACUCCUCCGAGCGUCACUUCAUGGUGGGUCUCCCGGUGAGGUACUACAUAUUCACAGACCUGCCCGAGAAGGUGCCUGACCUCCAGCUGGGCCCUCAGCGAAGCCUGGAGAUCAUCAGAGUGGAGGGCCACUCCCGUUGGCAGGACAUCUCCAUGGCCCGCAUGAAGACUAUCGCGGACACCAUUGAGUCUGUCAUCCGUCACAGCAGCACCCACGUCUUCUGCAUGGACGUGGACCAGGUGUUCACGGCCAGGUUCGGCUCGGAGGCUCUGGGCGACCUGGUGGCCCUGCUCCACGCCUGGUACUACAAUCUCCCCAAGGGGAGGUACACGUACGACCGCAACCCGCAGUCCAGCGCCUUCAUGGUGACGGGGGACUUCUACUACCACGCAGCCGUGUUCGGAGGCUCCUGCGCCAGCGUGAAGGCCCUGGCCGAGGUCUGCUAUCAGGGGAUCCUGCAGGACAUGGAGAACGGCGUGGAGGCACUGUGGCACGACGAGAGCCACCUCAACAAAUACUUUUGGCUGCACAGACCCAGCAAGGUGCUCUCCCCAGAGUACUGCUGGGACCCAGUCAUUGGCCAGAAGAGCGACAUACGUGUGGCCAGGCUACUCUGGGCGCCAAAGAAUUACAACAAACUGCGCCCCAAUGUCUAAAUGGGAGACAGGAGCUGUGUUCGAAAUCGUUCCCUAUCAUGGAUGUAGUGCACUAAAUAGGGUGCACGCCAUUUUGUAGGGUGUUCGAAUUCUCAGUGGUCCACUAUAUAGUGGACUUAAAAUAGGGUACAUACGAUGUACCCUACAUGUUACUCCCGUAUACCACAAUGCAAUGCGGUCGUGUUUUCCCGGAGGGGAAAAAGAAGCUGAAUAACCACGAAAACGAAGGGUGUGUUCGAAACCGCGUA
Messenger RNA from Gadus morhua (Atlantic cod), 1456 nucleotides. Its product is annotated as alpha-1,3-galactosyltransferase 2-like. Gene Ontology annotation, molecular function: hexosyltransferase activity. The transcript has 6 exons. The coding region runs from base 198 to 1208 and encodes 336 amino acids. The record is from RefSeq and is a predicted model, not a curated record. Gene Ontology annotation, cellular component: Golgi apparatus; membrane; vesicle. Gene Ontology annotation, biological process: carbohydrate metabolic process. NCBI's taxonomy places the organism in Eukaryota, Metazoa, Chordata, Actinopteri, Gadiformes, Gadidae.